Ostreococcus tauri is the source of this 1539-nucleotide messenger RNA. Its product is annotated as Hydroxyacylglutathione hydrolase. NCBI's taxonomy places the organism in Eukaryota, Viridiplantae, Chlorophyta, Mamiellophyceae, Mamiellales, Bathycoccaceae. Gene Ontology annotation, molecular function: hydroxyacylglutathione hydrolase activity. The coding region runs from base 1 to 1539 and encodes 512 amino acids. The transcript has a single exon. The record is from RefSeq and is a predicted model, not a curated record.
AUGGAUGCGUCGCGUCGGUCGCGUGGACCCGCGAGCGCACCGCGUCUGGCGCGCUCGGCGUCGAUUCGCACGGGCGAUGAAGACGCGUCGAACGACGAGGACGCGGCGCUCGACGCGCGCGCGCUCGCGGCGGCGGAGGACGAAGACGAUGGAUACCGAUCGUCGCCGAUGAUGAUUACGACGAGAAUUUUGCUCGGGGUGGUGUUGCAGGCGUUGAAGACGGUCGGGACGGCGCUCGCGCUGGGGGUCUCGAUCGUCAACUGCGUCGUCCCGGCGUUCGCGGUGGAGUGGUUGUCCCGGAGGGCGUUCGACGUCGGGUACGUCGCGUACACGUCGAGGGUGGGACGAUGGGCGCACUUGCGAAUGAUUCAGUCGCUUCGGGACGAGCCGGCGCACGCGAAGGCUGGCACGCCUUUGGUCGCGGGGGGGGGGGUCGUGGUGCAGAUACCGUUCAUGAAUGAUAAUUAUUCGUAUCUCGUCGUCGACGCGGACACGAGGGAGGCGUGCGCGAUCGACCCGGCGGAUCCGGAGCGGGCGGUGGACGCGGCGCGGAGGUGCGGCGCCAAACUGACGACGGUGCUGACGACGCACAAGCAUCACGAUCACGCGGGUGGGAACGCUCGAGUGCGGGCGAUGAUGGCGCUGGAGGAGAACGGAUCGGUGGACGUCGAGGUUUACGGACACGCCAUGGAUAAGUGUCACGGGACGACGCGCGAGGUGAAGGAUGGGGACGUCGUGCGCGUCGGCGCGCGUUUGAGAUUUUUAGUGAUUCACGUGCCUUGUCACACGCUCGGGCACGUGGUGUACGCCUUGCUCGGGGACGAACGUGAGGACGGAGCGGAUGGGCCGACGCUCGCGAACGCGAAGGCGAUGUUCACGGGCGACGCUAUAAUCAACGGCGGCGUGGGCGCGUUUUUUCACGGAAACGCAAACGAUUGCUACGAAAAUCUCCACGUCCGUCUCGCUCCGACGCCGGACGAUUGCUUGAUAUUCAGUGGACACGAGUACAUGGAGACCAAUUUACGAUUUGCCAAGGCGAUUGACGUGGACGAUCAAAUCACCGCGAACUGCUUCUUCGCUAUUCGAUUGCAUCGUCAUCAAGACGCGGGCACCAUGCCGUCUUCGCUUCGCGUCGAGCGUAGGCUCAACCCGUACUUUCGUUGUCGAGAUCGCGACUAUCUCAAGACUCUUCUCGCGUCGAAGCGACGUCUGUUGAAUCGAAAGAAGCGACCGUGGUGGCAUCGUUACUGCGGUCCGAACAAACAGGCGCUCGAGGUCCAGCGAGAUCGAAAGGUCGACACGUGCGCGCUCGCCAACAUCAUCGAUGCGAACGGACGAGGAGGCCACGGUGAGGCUUCCCGGGAAGAGGCCGUGGAGGGCAUCCGGUUCCUUCGAGGCCUCAUGGGAGACGUAAUGGAGACGAGCGACGUGCGAUUUGGAGACGACGCGGAAAACAAGGCAUUUCGCGAGUACGUCCAGAUCGCCAGAGCGACGGGAACCACGCACGUCGUUGUGAGCGAACUGGUCUCCGCCGCGUGA